ACAAGUUUCAGCCAAAUGGAUAUGGCAAGCCAUAUGGUCUGCUAUGUCCAUAACAGCAAGGCAGCUGCUCCAAGAGAUAUGUUCAGUAGAUGGUGAAACAGGAACACAUGCUGAAGGCUGCCUUGCCUCUUUUUGCCAGAUUUGUCGUCAGCAACGGGCUAAGAAUUAAACAUGGAAAGUUUGACAUCAUUCUGGAAACAGUAGACCGGGCAUUUCCCACAGUGGUCAAGAAUGAGGGGUUACGAUUGCUUGAAGGUGGUAUGGCAUUCCUCUCUCCAGAUGUUCUACAGCUUUCAGACCCAGAUACGGCUCCACAAAACCUCUCCUUUCUUCUGGCGCAGCUUCCACAAUACGGACAGCUAUACAACAGAGAGUCUGGGCUGUGGCAGCAAAGCUUCAGCCAGCAAGAUGUGGACAAUCUGAACAUUGCUUAUAAACAUGGAGGAGGGGAUUCUCGGAUCGACAGAUUUACAUUUGUGGCAACAGAUGGAGUGAACGAAGGCUUCGUUGUAAAUGGCAAGGUGCAAACAGAGCCUUUGGCGUUCAUCAUUCAGGUGGAUGGUGCAGUAAAAGCUUCAUCAGAAAUUAUCCACCUCCGUUGUGCUUCUGAUGUGGAACUUCUGAAGAAUGGCAAUUACGGCAUUUACAUUACAACUAGGUCACUAAAGAUAUCAAAUUGUGGUGUUGAUGAUGACCAGAUUAUUUUUAGAAUUUUACGAGGACCUCAAUAUGGCUACUUGCAAAAUACAACAACAGGUGGAUUUAUUCAGGAAGAAUUCAAUCAAAGGGAUUUAAGAAGCAAAACCAUACUUUAUAUCAUUGAUCGGUACUGGGAGGGAAACUCAGACAAUCUGGAGAUUCAAGUUGCUAAUCCUGAUGGAAUGUCUGUGGCACCUCAAAUUCUGGAGUUAAAGUGGUCUAAAAUUGAAAUGCAACAAGAUCAUUAUGAAGUAUGUGAAAAUGUGGGGACUCUGCCUUUGAAAGUCACCCGAUUGGGGCAUACCACAGAUUCUGCCUUUGUUGCAGUGAAGGUCACUGAAGUGACGGCUUUAUCAGGAAAGGAUUUUACAGUGGUACCUUCAAAGCUUAUUCAGUUUGAUCCAGGAAUGUCAACCAAGAUGUGGAAUAUAGCAAUUACCUAUGACGGAUUAGAGGAAGACGAUGAGGUCUUUGAAGUGGUUCUGAUCUCCCCUGUGAAUGCUGUUCUUGGCACCAGGACAAAAGCUCGAGUGAAAAUUUUGGACUCAAAAGGAGGUCAGUGCAGCUCAUUCCAUUCCUCUGGCCAAAACACGCACAACUUAUGGAUGAAAGGCAUGCUGCUUCCAGCCUCCUCAGGCUCCUCUUCAUCUUCCAGGCAUGGCGCUGUUCACUUGGAAGGGGUCCCGCUGUCCUCUUCCAAAGAGGUGGUAUUGCAGAGAAGGGACAAACUACCAGAAUUCAAAUCAGUGCAUCUUUCAAGGAGCAGGCUGAGAGCCAUUGGAAAUGGCAAAACAGUUCCCCCUUCUUCCAUAUUUAGAAAUGGCACUGGUGUGUUUCUUAAAUACCAUGGGAUGGCAGUGCUAAGAGUAGAAGAUGACAAUCCAUCACCUAACAAGAUGGCAGCUGAAUCACUGAUAAGCCAAGAUGAGCCAAAGAAGCAUGUGGCUUCCCCAAGAAAAACAGACGUUCCACAGGCAGAUGCCAGCAUUCAGGUAUCAACUUCUUUUGUCCCAAAACUUGGCUUUCCGAAGCAUUGUGCACCAGAUUUAAGGGGUCUCUUGCAUUUUGAAGAAAACAUCCAGAAGUUGUUUCAGUGUGACGGUAUUUCUUGGACUUUAUGGAAUUCCACAAGCAAGAAUGUUAACUUGAAAUCUUGCCCUCCUGGAUGGAGCCAUCAUGAUGAAAGGUGCUAUAUCCUAAUCACUGACCAGAAAGUCCCAUGGAAUGAAGCUGCCUGGGCUUGCAAAGUAUGGUACCAUGGCAGUUUAGCAAGCGUGGCUUCCAAAUUACACAUGCGGUGGCUGUGGAACUUCAGUGAAAGGAGACCCUUUUGGAUAGGCUUGAAUGAUCAACGAAAUCCAGGCCAAUUAGAAUGGAAUGAUGGAGAAAGUGUCGGUUUCACCAACUGGAGAAAAGGUCCCCCUCAUCUUUCAAAGAGAAGAAGGAGCUGCGUUUUAGUACAGCAGCAGGGGAAAUGGCAAAGAAAGGACUGCAGGAAGGGCAAAGGACACAACUAUAUUUGCUCCAGGAAACUGUAAAGAAAACGGACAUUCAAACAUAUACGUGGCCUUUCUUGUGUAUAGUGAUUUUUAAACAUAUUUAUUUGAGAGAGCCAGAACAGCUCAAAAUGAGGGGACAGGAGAUCUAAUUAUAGUAGGCUUACAAAAACCUGUUGU
Molecule: messenger RNA, 2375 nt
Organism: Gekko japonicus
Lineage: Eukaryota; Metazoa; Chordata; Lepidosauria; Squamata; Gekkonidae
Gene: FREM1
Product: FRAS1 related extracellular matrix 1
Exons: 14
Coding region: 90-2237 (715 amino acids)
Biological process (GO): cell communication
Cellular component (GO): membrane
Source: RefSeq, a predicted model, not a curated record